Molecule: messenger RNA, 813 nt
Organism: Schistocerca serialis cubense
Lineage: Eukaryota; Metazoa; Arthropoda; Insecta; Orthoptera; Acrididae
Exons: 2
Coding region: 1-813 (270 amino acids)
Source: RefSeq, a predicted model, not a curated record
AUGGACAAAGAGAAAAAUGGCCUUCAGAAAGGAAGAUCAUGUUGUGAUGGAUAUUUUUCAAUGAAAUUGCUAAUAGAAAAAUAUAGAGAAUUCAAUCUAAAAACAAAUAUUGUCUUUGGUAACUUCAAACAAGUUUUUGAUAAAGUUGACAGAAACAAAUUGUUACAGAUUCUGGCAGAUGAUCAUGUUCCACAGCAACUUGUAGAUAAUAUAUACAAAAUUUACAGGACAAAUUUAAUCUAUGUCAAGAAUGAGGACAAAUCAUCAACAUGGGGCAGAAUACAUGCAAGAGUACAACAGGGAUAUGGCCUUUCACCACACCUAUUUAUUAUUUAUGUGAAUAAAGUCAUCAAAGAAUGGAGACAAAUGCCAUAUGGCUUCAUUCAGAUCAACAGAAAUACAAAGCUAAAUGCUUUACUUUUUGUUGAUGACAUAGUUCUUGUAGCAUCUUCAGAAGAUGAGCUGCAACGUUUCAUUCGCAAUUUACCAAUUAUAUGGAAGAGAUGCAGCAUGGACAUCAAAACCACAAAAAACAAAAACUAUGGCCUUCUGCAGAAAAUAACCAGUGCAAAGAAGAUCCGCUUGAAAAACAAAAUUCUAGAAAGGAUGAACAUAUUCACAUAUAUAGGCCACAAGAGAACAGACUUAGCUGAAAAGUCUACCACAAUUACAAAAAAUCUGGAGGAAACGUCUACAACAAACAAGCUCAAAGAAGUUCCUAAAAUCCAUGCUACACAUUCACCGCAAUGGCGUAAUAUGGGUAGGUCAACAAAUGAGAAAAGACGGCAGAAGAACUCCUCAAUGAGACCAUAA